This is a messenger RNA of Amphimedon queenslandica, 1353 nucleotides long. RefSeq names its product IQ and ubiquitin-like domain-containing protein. Bases 70 to 1353 code for a protein of 427 amino acids. Gene Ontology annotation, cellular component: motile cilium; acrosomal vesicle. NCBI's taxonomy places the organism in Eukaryota, Metazoa, Porifera, Demospongiae, Haplosclerida, Niphatidae. The record is from RefSeq and is a predicted model, not a curated record. Gene Ontology annotation, molecular function: protein binding; protein tyrosine phosphatase activity. Gene Ontology annotation, biological process: flagellated sperm motility; cilium assembly; protein dephosphorylation. The transcript is spliced from 11 exons.
AGUGUCGCUAGGCAACGUGUUUUGAUAUACAAUAUGGUGGUUUGAGUUGCCUAGCACGAGAUUGUGAAAAUGGCUACAGUAGAAGCUUCUGUACCUUCAGCAGAACCUCAGGAAGAAGGAGAAAGCACUGAAGACAAAGUAGAAGUUGUGUUUGCAAUUGAGAAUUCCAGUGAAGAUGUGAAAGAUCUUUUCAGUCUCUCAGACUCAGUUCAAAAGUUAAAGGAAUACCUUUCUCAGAAAUUUGGAAACUCAUCGGACACCUUUAUCCUAUCGCUUGAUGGUGAAACACUAUCAAACAAUGCCACAGUUGAUCAGUUUGGUGUUGUGGGUGGAUCCUCCAUUGAACUCCAAGUAAAGAUACUGACUCCAUUAGCACUGCCAGUCAGUAAGGAGGAGGAAGAGGAGGAGAAAUUAAAGAAAGAGAAAGAGAGAGAGGAAGAAGAGCUAGGGUAUGAUGAAAGGAUAUUUACAGUUCAAGUUAGAUUAGCUCAAGAGAUGAAGGAGUUAUUAGUAAAGAUGGAGAAGGCAAGGAUAAAGAAGCCAUUUCUUGGAGGAUACAGAGACAAGCAGACAGGACAGGAGUACCAUCACGCCAGUGCACAAACACUACCCAGGAGGAAACCAGACACUGGGAUUGCAAUGUUUGAGCGUGACACUCAGACUGUAUUCACACGUAAUUGCUACCAACAAGUAAUGGUGGAUGCAGCAACUCAAAUGAACCAGACUGGUUGUUACAUUACUAGUGUCACUGAUAAAAUAAAGAUACCUGGACCUUAUGAAACUGCUGAUGAAUAUCAUGGAAAGAUAUUGAAAAAGAUUAUAAUACUUCAGAGUCAUUGGAGGCGCUGGCUAGCUACUAAAUAUGUUAAUGCAGUGAGAGAAGAGAAACUAAUGAGAGAAUUAUGGGAGAGAGAGGAAGCUCUUAGGAAGCAGAGGGAGAGAGAGGCAAGGAGGAAGGCCGAGUUUGAGAGGCGCAUGAAUCCAAGGACAAAGAAAGACUUUGAUCUGCUCUACCAUGCACUUGAAAAUUGGCCUCAAGAUGGAGUUGUUAGGGAACCACAUACUGUCCUACAAGUUAUUGAUGAUGUUAUACACAGACAACAAAAGAUUGGAGGAGGACCAGUAGUGGUACACUGUAGUGAUACAGUGAGUCGUUCAGGAGUGUAUUGUUCAGUGAGUAUUGGUCUAGAACAGUGUAAGGCAGAAGGUGUAGUGGAUGUGUUUCAAGUGACUAAAGCUGUGAGAAGGAGUAAACCAGGAGCUGUGACUACACUGGAGCAGUAUACUUCCAUAUAUGAUGUGAUUGACACGUACCUUCAGAUGAAUGAGACUUACGGGAACUUUCAGUUUUAA